GUAGUCGCGUCAGUCAAUGUUUCACUUCCGGGGCGGCCCCUGUUGCUGCUCUUUACGAAACAUACUGAAGAAUUGCUGGAAUAAGGACGAUUUGCUAAAAGGACUUAAGAAACAGAUACGCGUGGAAAAUGAUGCUUGCAGAGGUUCUGCAGGUGCUCCGCGGGGCGGGAAAGGUGGGCUCCGCAUUGAUGCUGACCCAAGGGGAGCAGCUCCGCCUGAUGGCAUGCAACUCCUCACUGGCUGCAGGGGUCAAAGCUGCCCAGGACGCUGCAGAAGGCGCCAUGGCUGCUUUGUUUGGGAGCGCCAGCCACAAUACUGUAAAAGAGGACGUUUUUCCUGAUACAGAGGGCUGGGAAAACAUGGAUCCUGAGGAAGCAGCUAAAUGGGCUGUUGGAUCUGAGUUCCAUCCUGAUCCUGCAGAACACAGCUGGACAAAACCUGAGUCUGCAGAAGGGAUGCACACAGGGGCUCAUCCUGACGAGCAGUCACCGGCUGGGGGGUCAGGGUGGCCGCGAUCCACCAGUCGCUUCUUGCACAGCACCGCCAGCCUGCCGAGGUUCUACCACAGAAGUCGGUCAGUGCACAAUUCGGUGGUGACCAAGCUGACUCCAGAGGACAUAAAGAAAGCCAGAGAGGCGAAGCAGACCCUCGUUAAACCGGUUAGACAGAAGCUGAGCGUCCACGCCAAAGAGAGGAAGGUCCCCGCCACAAGGAUCAGCCGCCUUGUUAAUUUUGGCGGGCUUGCUGUUGGAUUGGGGUUUGGCGCCAUUGCAGAAGUAGCAAAACAGUCCUUCGGAGGCAAACAGAGAGGAGACGGGAAUUCGCUGUUGGACUCAGCCUUCCUGUCUGAAGCCAACGCUGAAAGGAUUGUCAACACACUCUGUAAAGUUCGUGGAGCAGCGCUCAAAAUAGGCCAGAUGCUCAGCAUACAAGACAACACCUUCAUCAACCCUCAGCUGCAGAAGAUCUUUGAGAGGGUGCGGCAGAGCGCAGACUUUAUGCCCACCUGGCAGAUGACGAAGGUGCUUGAGGAGGAUCUUGGACCUGACUGGAAAGAGAAGCUCUCGUCUUUUGAGGAAAAACCUUUUGCUGCAGCUUCCAUUGGCCAGGUCCAUCACGGCAUGUUGAAAGAAGGUCGAGAGAUUGCCAUGAAGAUCCAGUACCCUGGAGUGGCAGAGAGCAUCCAGAGCGACAUAGACAAUCUGAUGUCGGUGCUGAGGAUGAGCGUGGUUCUGCCAGAAGGUCUGUUUGCAGACAGCAGUCUGGAGGUCCUGCAGAGAGAACUGGCCUGGGAGUGUGACUAUAAGAGGGAAGCGGAGUGUGCCAAGAGGUUCAGGUCCCUGCUGGAGGGAGACCCGUAUUUCCAAGUCCCAGAAGUCAUCGAUGAGCUGUCAGGGCGCCGGGUUCUGGCCAUGGAACUGGUGCAAGGUGUCCCACUGGACCGCUGUGUAGAUCUGGACCAAGAAACAAGGAACCAGAUCUGUUUCCAAAUCCUUCAGCUGUGUCUGAGGGAGCUCUUCGAGUUCAGGUUCAUGCAGACGGAUCCAAACUGGUCCAACUUCUUCUACAACUCGGAGACAAACAAGGUCAUCCUCUUGGACUUUGGUGCAUGCAGAAGCUACCCAGAGGCCUUCACAGACGACUACAUCCAGGUGGUGUAUGCAGCCUCUGUUGGUGAUCGGGACACUGUCCUCUCCAAAUCCAAGGACCUGAAGUUCCUCACAGGUUUGGAGACAAAGGCCUUUAAGGAGGCUCACGUAGAGGCGGUGAUGAUCCUGGGCGAAGCUUUUGCUUCUACGGAGGCCUUUGACUUUGGCAGCCAAAGCACCACUCAGCGUAUCCAGAACCUCGUCCCCAUCAUGCUGCGCCACCGCCUUACGCCCCCUCCCGAGGAGACGUACUCACUCCACCGCAAGAUGGCGGGCUCCUUCCUCAUCUGCUCCAAGCUGAAGGCCUGCAUACCCUGCAAGGACAUGUUCCUAGACAUCUACAAGGCCUACACCCAGAAGCGGCAGACAGAGCAGCUUCAGCGGGCUAGCGUCUGAAGGGGCGGGGCAGGUGGAGCAGCUGCAGCAGGCCCGCAUCUUAGGGGGCGGGGCAUGCUCUUGGCCUGAAGUAGCCUAGAGCUUUAUGGCUGUUGAACUUAACAAUGGAGAUAGUGGUUCAGACUGGUACUGCCAUCACCAUCUCUGUGGGGUUUGUUCCUCGCUCUCCAUCAGGCUGCACAGUCAGAUAUGUUUUGACCCAGAACCUGGACUGAUGUCCAAACGGGGCGGUUUUACCACUCAGUCCACGAGGUUCUUUCAAAGGAGGAAACAUUUCCUCCAAAGUUAAUGCUUCCAUCUGCAGUAAAAAUAAUUGAACCUCAUUCUGACAGAAAAGUCUGAACUUUGGUUCCUACAUUGAAGAUGAAGCGUUCAGACUAGAUGAUUGUACCAGACGGCAGCCGAGAUCCAGCCUGAAGAUCCGCUUUGACGGCCUUGCAUUAACAAGUUUGUGUGCUUUUACAAUAAACAAAAACUGUUCCUUGUCAGAUCCAGAUUUACGCUGCUGUUUUGUUGUGCACGAAGAUUUUAUUUAAUAAAACACCAAACUGGGUUUCUCCUCUG
Oryzias latipes (Japanese medaka) is the source of this 2609-nucleotide messenger RNA. It is a transcript of the gene coq8b, whose product is annotated as coenzyme Q8B. Lineage: Eukaryota; Metazoa; Chordata; Actinopteri; Beloniformes; Adrianichthyidae. Gene Ontology annotation, biological process: ubiquinone biosynthetic process. The record is from RefSeq and is a predicted model, not a curated record.